AUGACGAAGGUGAUGGGAAGGGUGGUGAGGCACGGUGGCAUCAUCGACGAUGACAGCGAUGUUUCGUCACAUUCGGAUCUAAAACACGAAGAGUCAGACAGUUCAGCUGGCGGGGCUGACGAUGAGCUAAAAACAGCGACUGAAUCGCGCGUUAAAGGCGCUUUUUCCAAAGAUCAAAACGCCGGUCCGAUCCGUUUCAAGGUGAUGUCCGAACGGCGACGAGGCUUCAAGCGACAGCAGUCCAACUCUGAUCAGUCGACCGAUGGCUCUUUCGACGCCAAAGAUAAGGCGAAGCGCAUCAAAGACACCAUGGACAUGUCCGAAAUGGACGGUGAGCAGCAGUCGUCGGACAGCAGGCAUUUAGGCAUCGUGACUUCUUUGACCCCCAGGGACGACUUGGGCCGCGACCUGCUUUCCGCGGAACCGGUUCACGUCCAUAUGCAGACUGGAAAGCGACUGACCAGCUCUAGUGGCAGCACUUUUUCGAAAUUUGAGCCGUCGUUAACGGUUACUUGGGAUUUCGAGAAAGAGGAAGUAAUUCUGCUCAUUUAUUUGACAGAUUUUUGCCGUAUUUCUUAGAU
This is a messenger RNA of Soboliphyme baturini, 581 nucleotides long. Lineage: Eukaryota; Metazoa; Nematoda; Enoplea; Dioctophymatida; Soboliphymatidae. The record is from the annotation of a GenBank genome assembly.